AUGAACUACUUCUUCACGAGACUCGGCGGGCCUUUCAAGUCCGUUGAUGAUUUCAACAGAAGUUUCCUACCCGAUAAGGCCGGCGGUGAUGAGGCAAUCCCUGGGAUGAACAAUCUCUGUCGUUGCUUCUGUCAGGUCGCCAGGACGCAUAGCACGCCGGUGUUCAUGCACCCGGAUCUCGCCCAGCGAAACGUCAUGGUCCGCCCGGACGGCUCGGUGUGCAUCAUUGACUGGGAGGUCUCAGGUUGGUAUCCUCUAUACUGGGAGUAUCUGAAAGGUAAGGACUUACACAAGACCCUGCCCUUCCUUGAAGAGUUUGAGGAGGAGUUCAACCUCAUGGCCAAAAUUCGCAUGUUGAAGCUGCAGGCGGUGAUAGAAGGCAUGCGCCGAUCUGGAAAGGUUUGA
Anthostomella pinea is the source of this 405-nucleotide messenger RNA. The record is from the annotation of a GenBank genome assembly. NCBI's taxonomy places the organism in Eukaryota, Fungi, Ascomycota, Sordariomycetes, Xylariales, Xylariaceae.